GGCGCUUCCGUGGAAGAGCGAGUGAAUCCACGUGACAAGACCGGUCACGUCAGGGGUGACUUCUUAAGCUCGCGAAGACCAGCAACCCGACACAGAAGAAAGAACUCACUUAAGCCAGCAGGACCCGCAGUGCUACAUCAGGAAGCCAAACAGUCCUAGAAGUUGCCCGGUGAAAAGACGCGCUCCGUUUCCAGCCUGCAUCACCUGGUCGUCAUGUUCAUUAAUGAGGAGCUCGAGUGUGCGGUGUGCUGCUAUGAGUACUCACGCAGCAGGAGGAUCCCCCGCGUCCUCCACUGCAAGCACACCUUCUGCGCUCCCUGCCUGGAGAAACUGUGCAAGACGGACGGCAUCGUCUGCAGGGUCUCCUGCCCUCUGUGCCGCUGGAUUACCUGCACCCAAGCCAGCCUGACCCUGUCCGGGGCCCUGUGGGUCAACACGGAGAUAUGGGACCAGAUUACCGAGGAGGAGCGGGACGGGUCGGAGGAGGAUUUGAAUAACAGACAGAGGCAGCUCAUCAGCUCCACUUCUUACUCGAGACAGUCUGGUUUCGUGCCUGCUCUUCAAAAACUGUUCAGCUGCGUGCUGCUGCCGGCACACGGGAUGGGCGCCUGUUGACUGUAAAACAACCGGAGAAAUCACUACGACAUCUCCCUUUUUCAUCACUAUUUAACGCGACACACCCGGUUAAUGUGACACCCACAGCGCAGGACUCCAUGCGGUUUGCAGGCUCACAUGGACGGACUGCGCCUCGGUCACCUUUUUGCUGGUUGAGGGGCUGAGGCCUUGAACGGCUUUGUGUGAGGCUCUGCUGUCUGUGUUUAAGGCUCCUGUUGGUUUCAUCUGAGGGGGGAAAGACCCGCACUGACUUGAAAGUGAACAAGUUGUGAUCUGUGAAUAAAAUACUGCAGCCUUUAGAUAGCAGCUUACUGUGAAAUAUCAAGUCUGCGCAGAGCCCAUUGGGAUUCGGCGCGCACGGUUCUCAGGGCGCAGUACUUUUGUAUAUAUAUUUGUAUAUAAUGUAAAGUAUUCUCAAAUAAUUUAUGAUUGCGUGUGUAUAUGUCAUGAUGAUCACUGAUGUGAAGGAUUCUUAACUGCAGAGUUAUUGUAAAUUCUAACACAAGUGAAUGCGAAUUUCAGCACCGCGCAGAAAAAAAAAUUGAAUCAGUUUAUCUGAAUGGUGAUAUGAACUCGAGAAAUUAUUUUAAAAAUCAAAAUUGUCCCACAACUGCUUGAAAAGCAAGAAAACCUGCACAAUUUUUUUUAUAUUUUUCUAGAGAAAACCACAGCGAAAACACUAAAUAAUUAAAUAAGUAAAUAAAAAGUUCAACUACAUGUAGUUUAUAUUCAAUAUAAUUUUAAAUUUUGCAUUAUUUCAGUAUUUAAACAUGACCCUGCCUGUAAUUGUCUUUCUUGCUGUUUUUGUGUUCUGGAGCUGCUUAAAUGUGAUCUUUGAAACGUUGGAUAUUAAAUAUCAAGUCACAGUUAA
Messenger RNA from Scatophagus argus, 1486 nucleotides. Its product is annotated as RING finger protein 208-like. Gene Ontology annotation, biological process: protein ubiquitination. Gene Ontology annotation, molecular function: ubiquitin protein ligase activity. The record is from RefSeq and is a predicted model, not a curated record. Lineage: Eukaryota; Metazoa; Chordata; Actinopteri; Scatophagidae. The coding region runs from base 214 to 615 and encodes 133 amino acids. The transcript is spliced from 3 exons.